GGGGCGGGUGACCUAUCUAGAAGUGGGUCAUGUGACCCCUCUAAGAACUCCUCCCACCACCCUCUACCAAUCAGGAGGGGUUUCCUCCCGAACGGACCACCCCGAGAGGAGAUUUGACCAAUCAGGGUGACUUCCGGGGGUGGGUGACCCCGUCUAGAAGAGGGUCAUGUGACCCCUCUAAGAACUCCUCCCACCACCCUCUACCAAUCAGGAGGGGUUUCCUCCCGAAAGGACCACCCCGAGAGGAGAUUUUGACCAACCGGGGUGACCCCUCUAAGAACUCCUCCCAAGGCCCUCCGCCAACCCGAGUGCAGCACCAAUACCCCAUAAGUACCAGCGCCGAACAGAGGAGGCCAUUUUUCUUACCAAGGACACGUGUUUUAGAAAGCGUGGAAAGGCUGCUCAGAGGAAAACAUGGACUCCUUUACCACCCCCGUUAGAACUUCAGACUUUGUUUUACCCCCGAGAGUCUUUGACCGUCCACGGAGAAAACGUUACAUCAGUGACAGUUCUGAGGAGGAGGUUGUGACCACGGGGAGCCCUUUGGCCCAGCCGUUGUUGGAUACGCCGGAAUCCGACCCCGAAACUCUUGUGAGACAUCCCAAAGAGCCUGAUGGCCUCUCUUUGUCCAACCCCUCAGAUCGCCACUUGGGAGAGUCACCGGUGGACAAGGCAAAUGGAAAAGAUGGCGCUCAGCAGCUCAAUGAUGCCUUUCUAGAGGACCCAGAGCCCCUGGACAGCAUUGUAUCAAGCAGCGAAGAUGAACCGGGCCCACCAUGUUUUUGCUCAACACCAGUACAAAUUGUUGAAGAGGGCUCCGAGGAUGAUGGGUUUGAAGAGUUUAGGAGGAGGCUAGGCAUAGAACUGUCCGAGCCAGUGCCACGUCGUGAGCGUAAAAAAGUUAUGCGGAUUAUUGUACGUGUUGCUGUUUAUGCUGUCCUUAAACACUGCCUUAGGGAAAAGCUUUUUGAAGAUUGUGAGGGCUGUGUCAUAGAUGCGCCAGCCCAACGGCACCAUGACUGUGUGACUUGGACUUCAGUGGAUAUAAACUGCAAGCUCCGGGCCCUGUGUGCUGAGCUGUGUUUGGAAAGCUUACUAAACACUGUUAUUGCCAUAGGUUAUGCUAUGCAAUGUCUGUGCCUAACCCAAGAACAUUUAGCACAAGGGGUGACUUUGAUAAAUGCUGUGCAAUUCAGUGGAGACCCUGACCGUGUUUUAAAGAAAAUGACCAAGCCGGAAGAUGCCUGCUUACAACGUUAUAUUGACCGUCUAGUUCGCACAAGAAGUUACAGAACCCUGCUUAAGAAAAAGACUAUUUGUAAGAAAUCUAAAAGGAUUAAGUUAGAGAAUGGUGAGGGUGCAAACAUGCGAUAUAAAACUUGGCAGCUGUAAAUUAAAA
Gopherus flavomarginatus (Mexican gopher tortoise) is the source of this 1399-nucleotide messenger RNA. RefSeq lists its product as uncharacterized. The transcript has 2 exons. Lineage: Eukaryota; Metazoa; Chordata; Testudines; Testudinidae. The record is from RefSeq and is a predicted model, not a curated record. Bases 415 to 1392 code for a protein of 325 amino acids.